This is a messenger RNA of Vollenhovia emeryi, 1647 nucleotides long. RefSeq lists its product as uncharacterized. The transcript has 5 exons. NCBI's taxonomy places the organism in Eukaryota, Metazoa, Arthropoda, Insecta, Hymenoptera, Formicidae. The record is from RefSeq and is a predicted model, not a curated record. The coding region runs from base 597 to 1628 and encodes 343 amino acids.
AAGUGUGAAUAUCUGAUGCAAAUAACUUUAUAUGACGCGUAACAUUUCGCUUUCAAUUCGUAAUAUAUGAAAUCGUCCAACAUAUUAGAUUCUGAAAAAGAUUCAGCAUUCGAAGGAGAGUGUCGAAUGAAUUCGUUAACAAGGAUAACGAGGUUGUUUAAUAUACAUUUAAUAUUUAAUAUUAAUUCGAAAUGUGUAAUUUUGAUGAAGUUCAAUAGUAUCUUGUCAUUUUCCUGAAUCAAUACACGAGCAAAUUUUAACUGCUAAUUUUAAUCUGUAACUAAUUUGUGUGUAGUUAUACAUUUAUUUUAUACAUACAUAUCAGACGUUUAUUGAUUAAAUUAUUAACUAAAAUGUUAUUACGUUGUAAUGUAGUUAUUAUUUUGUAAAAACUUUGUGUUAUGAUGUUUGUUGUUGAAAGUACAGAUAUUCGAGAGAAUUAUGUAUAUGCGGACUCUUCCGAGCGCUUUUAACAGUCUCGUUGAGAAGACAGUAAAGAUCGAAACGGAGGAACCACGAUUUGUUAUCGAGUCGGUAAAAUAUAAAAGUUAUUCAAGCCACACAAAAUUUGGAAUUAUAUUAAAUAUUUGAAAUAAAUGCACUACAGAUUGCUAGGUGACCUUUUGGGAGUUGAAGACUACAAGACUAAUAAAGCUGCUCUUUGGUUUUUGGAUAUCUUAGCUCUUCAAGUUAUACGUUACAAAAAUUGUCUAGAUGAUCAUUACAGAAGUAUAUUAAUUAGCUGGUUGGUUGGAGAAAUGAAAUUAAUUCGAGAUAAGAAGUUACUUCGGGAAGACUUUUUCAAAGAAAUAAAAAUAUUAUUUCUCCUCGUUGCUGAGAAAUUAUCUAAUAACGAUCGAUUGCUGCAUUGGGAGUUACUCGUGGACGCAUAUUCGGAAAUUAUGUCACAAAAUUCUACCACCGAUGCAUCUGCAAACAGUGAAGCGGAAUAUUUAAUUACGAAUAAAUUCUCUACGAAGGAAUUAAUUACAGAAGAUGCCAAAUAUAUGUCUCAAGAGAAUAAAUUUUCCUUUAUCGAAAGAGAUCUGACAAAUCACAGCAACGGAAGUGUAACAAAUGAUUUGCAAGAGGAGUUACCGAAAAACUUUAAAACUUUAUUAACUACAGAAAAUUUGCAAAAGGAUAUUUUCACAGAUACAAACGCAAUCGUCGGAUCUUCUAAUUUAACGAAUCCUGUCGACAUCCUAAAUGUAAUUGUUGAAGCAACAUACAAUAUGUAUGCUAAUGAACUGCGAUAUGCCCUUAUAUAUGCAGUUUUUGUAAAACCGAUACAGAUACAAAUUUUUCAUAUGCCUCAUGUUUUCCGAAUACCACGUCAAAUCAAACGGGCGGAUCCUAAAGGAUCGUUUGAAAUGCAGCUUCGCGAACGAUUGGAAAAGAUUGCUAGUGAACCAAUAAUUAGCAAUGGCAAAAAAAGUAAAGGAGAGAAAAUGACUGAUGCGAGAAAGGGGCAAACAAUUAAAGAUUUAGAUACGAAAAUUCCUCGGACACCACCACCUUCGUUAAUCGAGGAAGAAAUGUUAGCCGGUAAUCGCCAAUUUAUUUUACCAUUGAUAGAAGCGAAUGAAGCGGCACAAAUCUAUGAAAUGCAUGCAGAAAACAUGUAAUGUAAUAAAUACAUAAGAU